AUGAGAAAACCACAUGAACAUGACAUACCAACGGAUGAUGACUCUGAAUCCAUCCCGCAAGCGAUUGGUAGCUACCUCAGCGAUGCUCCGGAGCUCGACUUGAUCACGAUCGACAUAGCACAGAUUGUCGAUUGCCUGUACAGGAUUUCGAUAAGUCUUCGCGCUCACUCAUCAGUUAAUAGAUAUGCGAAGGCUGCAGCUUUCGACACCUCCUCGUUCUUACCGUUCGAUACCGAAUAUGUUCGAGAAAAGUUUCCUGAGGCAAAGAACCAACUAUGUUCGCGGAUGGGGAAAGCUAUUUCGAAACGCAGGCAAUAUCUAAAAUACCGAGAGCAUCACGCGGCUAAGCUGGCCCAAGGUCUCCCAGAACACAAAGACAUAAACAUAGCUUUAAGCGAGACUACCGCAUCUACAUUUAUAGAUCCAUUGGCCACACCAGAAAUUACGCGCCGAGAAGCAGAAUCUGCCGACAUCAGCAACAUUGCUGAUACAAUGUCUGAAACGACUUAUACAACAAUACUCGGAGACUCUGAACGGCUACGCUUGCCUCGUAUGCCGAAGGAAGCCUCCAUCGGACAAGCAUUCGAGUGUCCACUUUGCCGAAAAAUCGUGCAGUUCGAGACGACCAGGACAACGCAUUCCUGGAUGAAACACGUAUUCUCGGAUCUGCAGCCGUAUAUAUGUACCUUCGAAGAAUGCGAUAAAGAGGAAGAGACAUUCGAGAGUCGGCAUCGGUGGUUCGCCCAUGAGCUCAGAUUCCACAGGCGUUUAUGGACGUGCUAUGGUCAUUGCGACCAAAAAUUCUCUAGCGGAACCUCAUUCCGCGAGCAUGUGCGGAAAUCUAGACACAUUGCUGAAAACCAGCUCCCUGCAUUGGCCGAGAUGUGUGAAGGCCCGAUAGAUGUAGCCUCGAAGACAAGGUGCCCGUUGUGCCUUGCGGAGGUAACUGGAAUCAAGAAGCUCGAGAAGCACAUUGGCAGGCACAUGGAGGACGUGGCACUCUUUGCGCUUCCUACGAGCAGUUUCGACGAUGACUCUCCCGCCCGAGAAUCAGUAAAUGCGGAACCUUUAUCAAAAGAUAAGCCUGAAGGGUCCCCCGCUGUACGAACUUCAAGAUAUCCCUAUCUGGCAAAAGCAAAGAUGUCAUACCGCGCAGAUCCCAGCCAUCCACGAGAGAUUAGCUUUGUCAAAUCUGAGAUCUUGGCAAUUGCGACAAACCGCACCCAGUCAAGUUGGUGGGAAGCGAAGAGAGAGAAUGGGGAAAUAGGGAUGGUUCGUUCCUCUUAUCUAGAUAUUGAAGAGAUGGAGGAUAAAGCUGUCGCUGGAAGAAUGAUAAGGGAUGCAGAGACUGACAGAGAUUAUCCCUAUCUCGCGAAGGCAAUUUACUCCUAUGAUGCCAAUCCUGACAAGGCCGAUGAAAUCAGUUUCACAAAAGGCGAGAUCAUGGCUGUCUCUGAUGUUUCAGGAAGGUGGCGGAAGGUUAGAAAGGGUAACGGUGAAACUGGAAUUGCACCAUCACACUAUCUUAUUCCAUUUUAA
This is a messenger RNA of Endocarpon pusillum Z07020, 1539 nucleotides long. RefSeq lists its product as uncharacterized. The transcript has a single exon. The record is from RefSeq and is a predicted model, not a curated record. Lineage: Eukaryota; Fungi; Ascomycota; Eurotiomycetes; Verrucariales; Verrucariaceae. Gene Ontology annotation, molecular function: protein binding. The coding region runs from base 1 to 1539 and encodes 512 amino acids.